AUGGAUAUAGAUAAACAUAAAUCACUUCCAUCUAAGCAUCUCGAUCUACAAGGUGGCUUAUCUGAAAAGAAGAAUAAGAAAUCUCGUGGCAAUCGAAAAGCACAACAUUUACGAAGAAGAAUGCGUCGUCAACAACAAAAGAUGGAUCAGGAUACUACCAUCAUACAAAAUGAAAAUAAUGAUCUAAAUGAUGAACAAGAACCUAUUCAAAAUUAUUUAUUAAAUAAACGUAAACGACAAAGUAGAAAUCGAGAUGAUGUACAUAUGAGUCAAUCGUUCAGUGAAUUAUCAAUAUCACAAAGAAAUAUAAAAAAGAGAAAAUCGAUAACAAGAAAUAAUCAGAAAGAUGACGAUGACAAUGAUGAAUCAUUAUCAAUAAAUUCCAUACAAAGAUUUAAACCACAUUAUUUAAGAGUUUCCGAUAAAAUAUUCAAACAAAUGUUAUCAAAUGCCAUCAAAGAUGAUCAUAAAACUAUUCACUCUAUAGAUACAAAGGAAAAAAUUCAAUUUCUUCGUGAAAUGACUGAACUAACAAAUAAUUUAUAUUAUUUUGAUUUACAACGACAAUUAUGGCAAGAAUAUCAUAAUAUGAGUUUGAAAGAAGAUAAUAUACAGGGACUACGACAAUUAUCGAAAUCCGAUGCUAAAGAACUUAAUACACGUUAUAUGUGCGGUUUUCCAAAACAUGUUAUUGAAAAACGUCAGAACACAAUUGUACAUCAAAUACAACGUACAAUAAAUGAACUAAAUCAAUAUCUCAUACAAUUAAAUACAUGGACAACACAAUGUCAAUCACCAAUCGAUCCAAAUAUUUUAUCAAAUGCAAUUAAUGAAUGUGUAAAAAAGGGUCAACAACGAUUAAAACAAGAAUUUGAUUAUAAAAAGAAAAUGUUAGAGUUAAACUCAUAUGAUCAUCAUUUAAUUAAUAGAGUUUAUGAAUUGCAGCCAACUGAAGAACAAUUACAGUUGGCAAAAAUGAUAUGGCAAGUAACAGCAGACGAAUUAAAAAUAAAAGAAAAACAAGAAAUCCUUCGGAAACAAAUUUACUUACAACGGUUACCAGUUAAUAUUGACAAUAUUAUUGAUCAAUCUAUUGAUCAUGUUCAACCUAUGCUAUCAAAUCCGCUUCUUGAAAAAGAUCGACGUGCAGGUUUAAUAUCAAAGUAUUCAAAAACAAUUACACAAUAUAAAUUUGAUUUAAUGACUUUAAAUUUAACUACAUUUCAAAAUAUAAUCUAUGGUCAUCAACAAAUACUUAUUGGUUUACAAGAAGAACUAUUAAAAUCAUGUAAUGAAGCAUUAAGACAAGCAAUUGAAAAUCGUGAAGAAGCAAUGAAGAAACGUGAUGAAAUAUAUUUAAAACAUAAAUUGAAUACUUUUUUCGACGAAGCUCCGGCGACAACAGUAUCAAACGAAUGA
Messenger RNA from Adineta steineri, 1419 nucleotides. NCBI's taxonomy places the organism in Eukaryota, Metazoa, Rotifera, Eurotatoria, Adinetida, Adinetidae. The record is from the annotation of a GenBank genome assembly.